Diachasma alloeum is the source of this 1360-nucleotide messenger RNA. Its product is annotated as retinol-binding protein pinta. Bases 258 to 1163 code for a protein of 301 amino acids. Gene Ontology annotation, cellular component: membrane. The record is from RefSeq and is a predicted model, not a curated record. NCBI's taxonomy places the organism in Eukaryota, Metazoa, Arthropoda, Insecta, Hymenoptera, Braconidae. The transcript has 3 exons. Gene Ontology annotation, molecular function: phosphatidylinositol bisphosphate binding.
CGAAUAGCUUAGUUUUCCGUCAGUGUAAAGUAUGAACUCCUGUUGCACAUUUCGCGGAUAAACUGCGAAGAGAAAUAAAAACAGUUCGUCGUGACGACCAUGAAUGUUUUUUAGUAUUUGUCGAUAAUUUUGUAAUCUACUUUUUCAAGAGAGGGAACUCAAUCAAUAACCAAGGGAAUUGAACCACUGAUCACAUACCCGAUCAGUUCGCACAAAAUUCAAGAUAGGACGUAUUGAGGAGAGACAUUCAAUACAAAAUGGCAGUGGUACCUUCAGUGUCCUUCGAAGAGCUCCUGAAGCGCGAAUCUGAGCUGAAGGAAUCAGAUAUUCAGGCGCUGCGAGAGUGGUGCUCAAAGCAGCCGCAUUUGCCAAAAAUAUCGGACACUGAUUUAGCGGUAUUUCUACACAGCAAUUAUUAUCGAAUGGAACCAACGAAGAACACAAUCGAAACAUAUUAUACACUUAGAUCUCACAUACCGGAGUUCUUCAAUAAUCGAGAUCCCUUUGGAGUGAAGGAACUUCGCCAGGCGUUCAAUACUGCGGCUUUCAUGCAGCUCGAGGGGACAACUGCCGAAGGAUAUCAAAUAGCCUAUGGUCGUUUCAUCGAUCUUGACCCUGCGCACUACGUCUACAAUGAUUGUAUGAAGUACUGGAAUAUGGUGACCGAUCUAUGGAUUCGUGAGAAAGGGACUAUGAAGGGGCAUAUCUUCGCCGUAGACAUAGACGGCAUCACCUUUGGUCACGCCGGUCGGUUGAGUCCAAUGGGGCUCAAGAAGUAUCUCACGUUUUUGCAGGAGGGACUUCCAGUUCGUCUGAAGGGCCUUCACUUCAUCAACUCCAUGCCAGUUAUGGAAAUAAUUUUGGGAAUGAUGAAACCUUUCAUGAAGAAGGAAUUGAUGGAAGUCCUCCACAUUCAUACGAACAGCGAAAGCGCAGCGAAAUUUUUCCCCAUCGAGCUUCUGCCAAAUGAGUCAGGAGGUAAAGCUGGCCCUCUGAUGGAACUCCACUCGAAAAACAUCAGAAGACUCGAAGCAAAUCGCGAUUUCUUUCUGGAGGACGAGCUGACCAUGCGAGUUAACGAGGCUCUGCGUCCUGGAAAGCAAAAAACUGCCACUGAUCUUUUCGGAGUCGAGGGAACCUUCAAAAAGCUGGACAUCGAUUAAAAUAGCUCUAUCGUUUUGGAAAUUUAAAGAGUAUUCGAAACUCCAAGCAAUUUCCCUUUAUUUUUUGUCAAAUUAAUUCUUAACGACUGCUGUAUUUGAAGGAGUAAUGUUAAAAAAUCAGGGUUAACUCAAUGUUUUAUUAGAAAAUCAUAAAUUUGGGAUAUUUUGGUUAUAUAAAAACUAGUUUUGGUACAAUA